ACGGAAGUCGGACCGACCCGCGAUUCGGAGUGCGAGGCCCCGCCCCCAUCCUGAAAGGCUAGACUCGCGCUGGGCGAAGCGGCGGAAGUUCCGUGUCCUCGAACUCAGGCGAGGGACGCGCGGUGUCAUGGCUGCGGAUAAUGAAGAUGGCGCAGUCUCAACUUCGGCGGCCUCUGACGAUGCUGUUAGCAAAAGCACAAAAUCAGGAGAAGAGCUAGUAAUCCAGGUUCCCGUAGUGGAUGUGCAAAGCGACAACUUCAAAGAGAUGUGGCCAUCCCUCCUGCUGGCCAUAAAGACAUCCAGUUUUGUGGCUGUGGACACGGAACUGAGUGGGCUUGGAGACAGGAAGAGUUUGCUAAACCAGUGCAUCGAGGAUCGUUACAAGGCUGUGUGUCAUGCUGCCAGAACCCGUUCCAUCCUCUCCUUGGGCCUCGCCUGCUUCAAGCAGCAACCAGACAAGCAGACCCUGUUUGUCUCCCAGGGUGAACACUCAUACCUGGCCCAAGUAUUCAAUCUGACUUUGCUCUGCAUGGAGGAGUAUGUCAUAGAACCAAAAUCUGUGCAGUUCCUGGUACAGCAUGGCUUCAAUUUCAACCGCCAGUAUGCCCAGGGUAUUCCCUACCAUAAGGGCAAUGACAAGGGUGAUGAAAGCAAGAGCCAGUCAGUGAGGACUCUGUUCCUGGAGCUGAUCCGGGCCCGCCGGCCUCUUGUGCUACACAAUGGUCUGAUAGACUUGGUGUUCCUGUACCAGAACUUCUAUGCACAUUUGCCAGAGAACCUAGGAACUUUUACUGCUGACCUGUGUGAAAUGUUCCCUGCUGGCAUUUAUGACACCAAAUAUGCUGCUGAGUUUCAUGCCCGCUUUGUAGCUUCCUACCUAGAAUAUGCCUUCCGGAAAUGUGAGCGGGAAAAUGGGAAGCAGCGAGCAGCUGGCAAGCCACAUCUUCAUCUGGAGUUCUGCAACUAUCCUUCUAGUAUGAGGAGCCAAAUUGACUACCGUUGCUGCAUGCCACCUGCAACCCACCGUCCUCAAUCUACCAGCAUCUGCGAUAACUUCUCAGCCUAUGGCUGGUGCCCUCAAGGACCACAGUGUCUUCGAUCCCACGAUAUUGACCUCAUCAUUGAUACUGAUGAGGCUGUGGCAGAGGACAAACGGCGAAGACGGCGGCGUAAGGAAAAACGGCGAAGGGCAUUAUUGGGCCUGCCUGGGAAACAGACCUCUGGGGAAGCUGAGGAUGGUCCUCCCACGAAGCAGAUCUGUGGAGAUCUCAGGACUGAGGAAAUUUCUGAGGAAGUGGCAGAGGAUGGGACUAAGAACCAGCCUUGCUCUGAGCAAGGUCACAGAAAUGACAUGGAGAUUAACCUUAAUGCAACAAAGCCUGAAACACCUGACUUGGCUGCAUCAGAAACACCAGGGAAUCAAGCAAGUCCUAACUCAGUGCCUGGUGAUGGACUGCAUCGGGCUGGUUUCGAUGCCUUUAUGACAGGUUUUGUGAUGGCCUACAUGAGCCUGAGCCAAGAGCCCAAGUCCUGUAGCUCUGAACACUGGCUACCUGAAUGCCACAACAAAGUAUAUCUGAGUGGCAAAGCUGUACCCCUCACAGUGGCCAAGAGCCAAUUCUCUCGUUCCUCAAAAGCCCACAACCAGAAGAUGAAGCUGGCAUGGGGCAGCAGCUAACCCAGUUUCUAUCUAACACUGAGUGCCCAGGAGAAGAAGCUUAGAGUGUAACAGAAAGUUCUGGACUUCCAACCUGUGAUGUGUCUUCUCUCAACUACACACUGUUGGGGAUGGAGUGGCGUCUGGCAGUUAAGACUGUGUUGCUCCUGGACCUUCUAUAUCUGGGAGACUGAGAUGCAAGAGUACAAAUAAGAAGGUUUGCCAACGCCUGUAACACCAUCUUUAUUAAAUUUUAAAUCUGGAAGUAUCUUGGGAAAUUUUUACAAAAAAACAAAAAAUCAACAGAAACAAGUUAUGAAAAUGUU
Molecule: messenger RNA, 1983 nt
Organism: Erinaceus europaeus (western European hedgehog)
Lineage: Eukaryota; Metazoa; Chordata; Mammalia; Eulipotyphla; Erinaceidae
Gene: TOE1
Product: target of EGR1, exonuclease
Exons: 8
Coding region: 128-1678 (516 amino acids)
Biological process (GO): snRNA 3'-end processing
Cellular component (GO): Cajal body; cytoplasm
Molecular function (GO): snRNA binding; 3'-5'-RNA exonuclease activity; metal ion binding
Source: RefSeq, a predicted model, not a curated record